AGUUUGUGCGCAUUUGUGUUCAGUUUGAGGAGGAAGAUCUAGAGGAGUUGAAUAUCUCUACUUGCCAUGGCUACCAUGACUGCAUCUCAGCUCAUCUCAAAACACGCGGCCGCGAAGCACUGCGGUGCAACCGAUUCGAAGCCGAGACUGUUCCAGAAGAAAAUAACUGCAGAUUUGAAGAAACAAGCAGGCACUGCUUAUCAUGGACUGAGAUCUCAAAACAAAAUCGACUUGCUUCAGAUGAGGGCAAUCGCGAAACCAAAUACGAAGCAAGCAGCUACGAAGCGCGACGGUGGUGCAAGUACGAGGCCGUGGGCGGUUGUCAUAUGCGGAAAGGGGAUGAACUUGGUCUUUGUUGGAGCUGAGAUGGCUCCUUGGAGCAAGACGGGGGGCCUCGGCGACGUUCUCGGAGGACUUCCCCCGGCAAUGGCGGCGAACGGGCACCGCGUCAUGACGAUAGCGCCGCGCUAUGAUCAGUACGCGGAUGCGUGGGAUACAAAUGCUUUGGCUCAGGUGAAAGUCGGGAACAGCUACGAAACUGUGCGCUUCUUCCACUGCUACAAAAGAGGCGUUGAUCGCGUAUUCAUCGACCACCCUAUGUUCCUUGCAAAGGUUUGGGGCAAAACUGGUAGCAAGAUUUAUGGUCCUACCACUGGAAUAGAUUAUCAGGACAAUCAGCUUCGCUUUAGUCUUUUUUGCCAGGCUGCUUUGGAGGCUCCUAGAGUGCUAUUUCUCAACAACAGUCAAUUUUACGCCGGACCUUAUGGAGAGGAUGUUGUGUUCAUCGCCAAUGAUUGGCACACCGCGGCUCUACCGUGCUACUUGAAGAGCAUGUACAAACCCCAUGGCAUUUACAGAAGUGCCAAGGUUGCUUUCUGCAUUCACAAUAUCGUGUAUCAAGGACGGUUCGCAGCCUCCGACUUCUCCCUCCUUAAUCUCCCAGAUUACUUUAAACCCUCGUUCAACUUCAUCGAUGGGUACAACAAACCUGUGAAGGGUAGGAAAAUAAAUUGGAUGCAGGCCGGCAUACUAGAAUCCGAUAGGGUGUUAACUGUGAGCCCGUACUACGCGCAAGAACUCGUUUCGGGAGAACAGCGGGGCGUCGAGUUGGACGACACCCUGCGCAGGAGCGGAGUCACUGGAAUCGUAAAUGGAAUGGAUGUCAAUGAGUGGAAUCCUUCGACCGACAAAUAUAUUUCCGUUAACUAUGAUGCAUCAACUGUGACGGAUGCGAAGGCGCUCAACAAGGAAGCAUUACAGGCUGAAGUUGGAUUGCCUAAAAAUAGGGAAAUUCCUCUCGUGGCUUUUAUCGGAAGGCUCGAAGAGCAGAAGGGAUCAGAUAUUCUGGUAGCAGCCCUUCCAGAGAUUUUGGAUGAGAAUGUUCAAGUCAUCGUUCUCGGGACUGGGAAGAAGAAGUUUGAGAAGCAGUUAGAGAGUAUAGAAGAAACCUUCCCUCAGAAGGUAAGAGCAGUAAUGAAGUUCAAUGCUCCCUUAGCUCACCAAAUGAUGGCCGGAGCCGAUAUAGUCGUAGUCCCGAGUCGAUUCGAACCGUGCGGUCUCAUCCAGUUACAAGCGAUGCAAUAUGGCACGCCUCCCGCAUGCGCCUCGACCGGUGGACUUGUCGACACAGUUAAAGAAGGCAAAACUGGUUUUCAUAUGGGACUGCUAAGCGCCGACUGUGAAGCUGUCGAUCCUGCCGACGUAAAGAAGGUCGUCGGGACUGUGAAACGGGCUGUUAAGGUCGUGGGGACCGGCGCGUUCAAGGAGAUGAUUCACAACUGCAUGGCUCAAGAUCUCUCAUGGAAGGGACCGGCCAAGCAGUGGGAGAGCUUCCUCCUGAGCUUGAAUGUCGCAGGAAGCGAACCUGGAGUCACCGGAGAGGAAAUCGCACCGCUUGCUGCGGAAAAUAUAGCUGCUCCUUGAAGGCGUUAAGCUUAGAAAUUAACUGGUGAAAGGCCUGUAGAAAUUAAUUAGCUUAAACAUUCAUGUUGCUUGUUUUCUCUGUUGGUUGUGUUAUGUCAAUUUGCUGUAUGGUUUGUGGACAGGAACCUUUGUAUGUACUAUGCAGUGUUGAUCAUGUAUCCUUUUAUGGCUUUGUUGUGUUGUUUUCAAAUCUAUUGUUUCUUUUUUUCUU
This is a messenger RNA of Ananas comosus (pineapple), 2134 nucleotides long. RefSeq names its product granule-bound starch synthase 1, chloroplastic/amyloplastic-like. The record is from RefSeq and is a predicted model, not a curated record. Gene Ontology annotation, molecular function: alpha-1,4-glucan glucosyltransferase (UDP-glucose donor) activity. The transcript is spliced from 14 exons. Lineage: Eukaryota; Viridiplantae; Streptophyta; Magnoliopsida; Poales; Bromeliaceae. The coding region runs from base 67 to 1923 and encodes 618 amino acids.